AUGUUAGGGCUCACCGUUAUAUUCUCAUUUGCCUUUGCAGCAAUUUUAGCAGGGCCCCUUCCCAGCAAACAGUUCACCCAAUUCGAAAACAUCAUACAACACAACAGUGCAAGUCCCAAUCUAAUUCAUCGGAUCAUACCAGCCCAAAAAUCAAUGCAGGACAAUCACCUAAAGAAGCUUGUCAACGAAGUUCAUGCCUAUCCCGAGUACGAAUUCGCUUACGGUGCUCGGGAUCCAAAAACAGGCGACCACAAGGACCAGUGGGAGAAACGUGUCGGAGAUCAUGUCCAGGGGAUUUACGUGCUGGAGGAAGCUGACGGAACGAAACGGAUCGUCGAGUAUGAAUCGGACGACAAGCAGGGUUUUAGGGCCAAAGUAACGAACGUUGGCCCAAAGCACCCGGAGGGAAGCAUCAAAGCCAAGUCUGAUCGCGUUGGAGUUGCAACCAGUUAUAACAUGCUCACUAAGGCCAAUUAG
Molecule: messenger RNA, 477 nt
Organism: Aedes aegypti (yellow fever mosquito)
Lineage: Eukaryota; Metazoa; Arthropoda; Insecta; Diptera; Culicidae
Exons: 1
Coding region: 1-477 (158 amino acids)
Cellular component (GO): extracellular matrix
Source: RefSeq, a predicted model, not a curated record